AUGAGCACCAUCUUGUAUCUGGUUGACUCCAAGAAAGAAAACCUUAAAUUGAUUCAAGAUGCGUUACAUUGCUGCCUACCUACUCUCUAUUCUUGGAGUAAGAAGCUGGCGUCAUUCGGUUCAGCUGCUGCUGCUCCGGCUGCCGGUAAUGCGGCUGGUGCAAGUGCUGAGGCUGCUAAGGUAGAGGAAAAAGUUGUUGAAGAAGAAGAGGAAGUCGACAUGGGUGGAGGCAUGGAUAUGUUUGGCGGAGAUGAAGACUAUUAA
Plasmopara halstedii is the source of this 264-nucleotide messenger RNA. Its product is annotated as Ribosomal protein L10/L12. NCBI's taxonomy places the organism in Eukaryota, Oomycota, Peronosporomycetes, Peronosporales, Peronosporaceae. The transcript has 3 exons. The record is from RefSeq and is a predicted model, not a curated record. The coding region runs from base 1 to 264 and encodes 87 amino acids.